AUGAUGAUGGAAAAAGAAGAUCUGGGUUUGAGCUUGAGCUUAGGGUUAUCACAAAACCACAAGCCUAUUCAGCUAAAUCUGAAUCCUAAUUCUUCCUUACACAACAGCAAUCUCCAGAGAUUUCCAUGGAACCAAACAUUCGUUUCUACAACAGAUCUUCGCAAAAUAGACGUGAACAGUCAUCCAUCUACGGUGGAUUGUGAGGAAGAGACAGGAGUUUCGUCACCAAACAGUACGAUCUCGAGCACCAUAAGCGGAAAGAGAAGUGAAAGAGAAGGAAUCUCCGGCACAGGCGAUGACCACGACGAGCUAACUCCGGAUCGAGGGUACUCACGAGGAACCUCCGACGAAGAAGAAGACGGCGGAGAAACGUCGAGGAAGAAGCUCAGAUUGUCUAAGGACCAAUCUGCUUUUCUCGAAGAGACUUUCAAAGAACACAACACUCUCAAUCCCAAACAGAAGCUAGCUUUGGCUAAGAAGCUGAACUUGACAGCAAGACAAGUGGAAGUUUGGUUCCAGAACAGAAGAGCAAGGACAAAAUUGAAGCAAACGGAGGUGGAUUGCGAGUACUUAAAACGGUGCGUAGAGAAACUAACGGAGGAGAAUCGGAGACUGCAGAAAGAGGCAAUGGAGCUUCGAGCUCUAAAGCUAUCUCCCCAAUUCUACGGCCAAAUGACUCCACCAACUACACUCAUCAUGUGUCCGUCGUGCGAGCGCGUGGGUGGGCCAUCGUCGAACCAUCACCGACCCGUUCCGAUCAACCCUUGGGUCGCUUGUGCUGGUCAAGUGGCUCAUGGGCUGAAUUUUGAAGCCUUGCGUCCACGAUCAUGA
Molecule: messenger RNA, 831 nt
Organism: Arabis nemorensis
Lineage: Eukaryota; Viridiplantae; Streptophyta; Magnoliopsida; Brassicales; Brassicaceae
Source: the annotation of a GenBank genome assembly